UACUUAAAGAAGUUGCAACCAUUAGUCAAUAAAUCAUUUUUGCCAUCUCUAAAACUCACAGUUUGUCUUGUUUCUAUUGACAUUGUUGUGAGCAAUGACGCCUUCACUCUUUUCUUUGCUUUUCACGUUACUUCUUACCACAAUUUUCUAUGAGAUCAAUGUGGUUUUGGUUUCUGGUCACUGUCAAAGCUACCAGAAAGAAUUGCUCCUUCAAUUGAAGAACAAGCUCGUCUUCUAUUCCUCUUCAUCUCUGAAACUGGUGAAGUGGAAUCAAAGCCUAGAUUGCUGCAUGUGGAAAGGUGUAACAUGUGAUGUCAGAGGUCGUGUUAUCGAUCUUGAUUUGAGCAAUGAAUGGAUUUUUGAUGGAAUUGACGAUUCAAGCAAUCUCUUCAAUCUCCAGCAUCUCCAGAGUCUAAAUUUGGCAAACAACGACUUCAACUCCAACUUUCCUUCCGGGUUUGAUAAACUUUUAAACUUGAGGCAUCUUAAUCUCUCAAAUGCUGGCUUCACAGGGCAAAUUCCAGUUGAGAUUUCAAGGAUGAAGAGCUUGGUUACUCUUGAUUUAUCUGUAGAUGCCGAUUUCUAUCUUGGAUUGAAACUAGAGAAACCAAAUCUAGUUAUACUUGUUCAGAAUCUCAAGGAGCUAAGGCAUCUCCAUCUUGAUGGGGUAAAUAUAUUAGCACAGGGGAAGGAGUGGUGCCAAACGUUGUCCUCUUUGGCUAGCUUGCAAGUAUUGAGCAUGUCAAACUGUAAUCUUUCAGGCCCCAUAGAUUCUUCCCUUUCCAAGCUUCAGUCUCUUUCAGUAAUUCGUUUAGAUGGAAAUAAUCUGUCUGGUCAAUUUCCAGAGAAAAUCUUCCAGGUAUGUGCACUAAAGACUCUUGACUUAUCGGGCAACCUACUUCUUGAAGGAUCUCUCAAAGAAUUUCUUCCUGCUUCAUCGCUUGAGACUUUGAUGCUUAGUAGAACAAGUUUUGGGGGGACUUUACCUGAAUCUAUUGGAAACCUGGGGAGGCUGUCAAGGAUAGAGCUUGCAAGUUGCCAUUUUAGUGGAUCGAUUCCCAAAACGAUGGCAAAUCUCCCACAACUUGUCUCUUUGGAUUUGUCAUCCAACAAUUUUUCUAGUCCAAUCCCAUCUUUUUCAUUUGUAAAAAGUCUUACUCAACUAAACCUUGCCCAUAAUUCCUUGACUGGCUCUAUUCUCUCCACUGAAUGGUCAGGCCUUUCCCAGCUCGUGAGUAUUAAUUUGAGAGACAACGCACUAAGUGGAGCUCUCCCUGCAACUUUGUUUGGCAUUCCAUCUUUGCAAAGUUUAGUACUCUCACAAAAUCAGUUCAUUGGUGGAUUGCAUGAACCCCCAAAACUAGCUUCCUCUUCACUACACUCCCUUGAGUUGGAUAGCAAUAUGUUGGAUGGACCUUUCCCAAUGUUUGUGUUUAGACUUCAAAGCCUCCGAGUCCUCAUCCUUGCUUUCAAUAAUUUCAGUGGUCCAUUAAAUUUCAGUUCCGUUCUGAACCUCAGGGAUCUUUCUACUCUUGAUCUCUCAUUCAACAGCUUGUCCAUCAAUGCAAACAUUUCUAAUCAUUCUUCUUUUCCUCAGAUUCACACAUUAAAAUUAGCUUCUUGCAAGCUGAAAAGAUUCCCAAAUUUCUUGAAGGAGCAAUCCAAACUAUCAAUUUUAGAUCUUUCAACCAACCAGAUUAAUGAGGAAAUACCCAAUUGGGUUUGGAACGCUCAAUCUCUUAGUUACUUAAAUCUUUCUCACAACUUUCUGGUGAAUUUGCGAGGACCUCUUCAGCUUUCCGAAGUUUUUUUGUCUGUCUUAGACCUUCGUGGCAACAAAUUGCAAGGUCCACUACCGCAGCUUUCACCAUUUAUGGCAUAUGUAGAUUACUCGAACAAUAAUUUUAGCUCUAUUAUACAAUUCGAUGAUGGUAACUUACUCCUCAGAUUCGCUCACCUCUCCCUUAGCUCUCCUUCCUUGAUCUUUCUCUCCAACAACAGCCUCCGGGGAAGUAUUCCUGAAUCAAUUUGCAAUGCUAUAAAUCUUGAAAUGCUUGAUCUGUCAAAUAACUAUUUGAGUGGCAUUAUUCCUCAAUGCUUAACUAGGAUGAAGUCUCUUAAGGUGUUGGACCUUAGUAGAAAUAACCUCAGUGGCAGCAUCUCUGGUAAAUUUUCAAGUAACUGUUUGUUACAAACACUAAACCUCAAUGGAAACCACUUAAAAGGGAAGGUUCCUAAAUCCUUGGCUAACUGUGCAGGCUUGGAGGUUUUAAACCUCGGAAACAACCAGAUCAACGAUACCUUUCCUUGCCAUUUGAAGAACAUAUCUAAAUUGCAAGUCUUGGUAUUAAGGCAGAACAACUUUCAUGGGCUAAUUAGUUGCCCAAAUGACAAUUCCUCUUGGCCACAGCUUCAAAUUAUCGAUCUUGCUUCCAAUCAUUUUAGGGGAGAACUACCCUGUCACUGGUUACAAACCUGGAAGGCAAUGAUGGUUGCCUCAGAUGAGUUCAAGAUCCUUGUUCUUAAGGAUGAUUUUGAAGUUAAUUUUGAAUUUAACAACUAUGAAAUGUAUCCAACAUUGUGGCCUAAUGCAAGCGCAACGAAUACUACAUUGCCUCUUAUUAUAAGAAGUACCCUUCACAAAAAAGAGUUGGAGGGCACCAAUAUCUCUCAAGGAAUCUAUUAUCAAGAUGCAGUGACCCUUACCAUUAAAGGUUUUGAGAGAAAAUUGAUGAAAAUCUCAAGUCCCUUUACCUCCAUUGACUUUUCAUGCAACAAGUUUGCAGGGCAAAUACCAGAGGUUUUGGGGGAGUUUAAGGUACUUUAUGCCCUCAACUUGUCACAUAAUGGUUUCACAGGUCUAAUCCCUUCAUCACUAGGAAACUUGCAACAUCUUGAAUCUUUGGACCUUUCCAGUAACAGCCUAAGUGGUCAAAUUCCUCAACAUCUAGGGGAUCUUCAUUUCCUUGCAGUCCUUAACCUUUCACACAAUCAACUCGAAGGAGGAAUCCCAAUUGGAAGUCAAUUUCAAACAUUUUCAGAAGAUUCCUUUAAAGAUAACAAAGGAUUAUGUGGAAUGCCCUUGAAGGAAAAUUGCAGUGUUAAUGGAUUGCCACCAUCCAAAGAUAAGCAUUCAGAUGAUGGAACCCAUAUUGACUGGAAUUUCCUAAGCAUUGAAUUGGGAUUUGUUUUUGGCUUAGGAAUUGUCAUUCUACCACUUAUGUUAUACAAGAGAUGGAGGGUGUGGUAUUGCAAACAUAUUGAUGGUCUUCUUUCUAGGUUCUUCCCUCUAUUGAAUCAAAGAAGUAGAAGUCGUGGAAGGAGAGCUCCUAGGAGCACCAAAACACAGUUGAGGAACAAGCAACGGUGAGGACCAUUGCGAGCACUAUUCUUUAAACUUUAAUCUCUGUACCAUAUGCCUACACUUUUCAAUAUCAAUACUUGUCCUUGUUACAAAAUCGCUUGUGAUUUAUGUUUUGCUUUGUAUCCAUGUGUUGUAUUAUUAUGUGUUAAAAACUAUUUUAAUAUUUGGUAAUUAUUUUAUUAAUAGUAAAUGUGUUAUUAUUAA
This is a messenger RNA of Rubroshorea leprosula, 3568 nucleotides long. The record is from the annotation of a GenBank genome assembly. NCBI's taxonomy places the organism in Eukaryota, Viridiplantae, Streptophyta, Magnoliopsida, Malvales, Dipterocarpaceae.